Choloepus didactylus (southern two-toed sloth) is the source of this 3886-nucleotide messenger RNA. It is a transcript of the gene POFUT4, whose product is annotated as fucosyltransferase 11. The record is from RefSeq and is a predicted model, not a curated record. The transcript has 3 exons. Gene Ontology annotation, molecular function: alpha-(1->3)-fucosyltransferase activity. Lineage: Eukaryota; Metazoa; Chordata; Mammalia; Pilosa; Megalonychidae. The coding region runs from base 1 to 1482 and encodes 493 amino acids. Gene Ontology annotation, cellular component: Golgi membrane.
AUGGCGGCCGGCCGCACCAGGGCUGUCCUUGCCGCCCUGGGGGUGCUUAGUGUCAGUGCGGCUAACGGCUUUGGUCCCAUGGCGGAGGUGGAGGCCGGCGGGGAGGCGGAGUGGGGGGAGCCGUGGGACGGCGCGGUUUUCCGGCCGCCCUCGGCGCUGGGCGCGGUAGGGGUGGCGCGCAGUCCCGGUAGUCCGCGGCCAGAGAGGGAGGAGGUGGUGGACUUGCCGGUGCUGCUGUGGUGGAGCCCGGGGCUGUUUCCCCACUUCCCGGGAGACUCCGAGCGCAUCGAGUGCGCGCGCGGCGCGUGUCUGGCGUCCCGGGACCGACGGGUCCACUGGGACUCGCGGACGCGCGCGCUGCUCUUCUACGGCACCGACUUUCGCGCGUCGGAUGCGCCGCUGCCGCGCUUGGCGCACCAGAGCUGGGCGCUCCUGCACGAAGAGUCGCCCCUCAACAACUUCUUGCUGAGCCACGCGCCGGGCAUCCGCCUCUUCAAUCUUACCGCUACCUUCAGCCGCCACUCGGACUACCCGCUGUCGCUGCAGUGGCUGCCUGGGGCCGCCUACCUGCGCCGCGCGGCGCCUGCCCUCCGGGAGCGCACGGAGUGGCGCCGCCGCGGCUACGCGCCGCUGCUCUAUCUGCAGUCCCACUGCGACGUGCCCGCCGACCGGGACCGCUACGUGCGCGAGCUCAUGCGCUACAUCCCGGUGGACUCAUAUGGGAAAUGCCUGCAAAAUCGGGAGCUGCCCACCGCACGGUUACAGGACACCGCCACAGCCACCACUGAGGAUCCAGAGCUCUUGGCCUUCUUGUCCCGCUAUAAGUUCCACUUGGCUCUCGAAAAUGCCAUCUGUGACGACUACAUGACAGAAAAACUGUGGCGCCCGAUGCAUCUGGGUGCUGUGCCCGUGUACCGCGGCUCUCCCUCUGUGAGGGAUUGGAUGCCCAACAAUCAUUCCAUCAUCCUGAUUAAUGACUUUGAGUCACCUCAGAAACUGGCUGAGUUUAUUGACUUUCUGGAUAAGAAUGAUGAGGAAUAUAUGAAAUACCUGGCUUACAAACAACCUGGGGGCAUCACCAACCAGUUCCUUCUGGAUAGCCUGAAGCAUCGGGAGUGGGGAGUGAAUGAUCCUUUACUGCCUAACUACCUCAACGGCUUCGAGUGUUUCGUCUGUGACCAUGAACUAGCUCGCCUGGAUGCUGAGAAAGCCCACACAGCCUCUCCUGGGGACAUCCCUGUCCCUGAGCCUCACAUUGCCCAGCCCUCGCACAUGGACUGCCCAGUGCCCACACCUGGCUUUGGCAAUGUGGAAGAGAUUCCUGAGAACGACAGCUGGAAGGAGAUGUGGCUGCAAGAUUAUUGGCAAGGUCUGGACCAGGGCGAAGCUCUCACUGCCAUGAUCCACAACAAUGAAACACAGCAGAAAAAAUUUUGGAAUUACCUACAUGAGAUCUUCAUGAAAAGGAACCAAAACCUCUAGUUACCCUUGUGAGAACCUUUAAACUUGGUAGAACUAAGGAGAUGGGAAGUCCUUAUUCUACCAUGGGACAUAAGGGGCAUCUGCUGCACAGACUUGUAAUGAACGGUCUUAUCAAGGAUUCAAGAAAUUCCAGUUAUAGCCACUGAUAUUUUAUUCUAAUAUGUGUAGCCAAGGUCUCAGCCGGUGGUAACAGGGCCUUCCUUGAAGGGGAGGUGGAGGCAUUCAGUUCUUGGUUCUGAGGGAAACAGAAGCCUGAAACAUCCAAUUGCUUCAUGGUGAUGGUUCAAGAAAAAUUGAACGCAAGAAUUUUUCAAGGACUGCUCAUUUCUUUAUCCAUUUCAUCCUCUCACUUGUGACUGAAACAUCACCUUAGUACCUAACUACCAAUGAGGUAAGAUGAGUCAGGUUUGGGGUGUUAAAACUCUUAUUCUAUUCCCCAAAACCUCUCAUUAUGCAGUAUCUUCCCUAAUAAUCUCCCUUCCCCAUCUCUUGCUUUAUAAACUGUUAGGUAGGUGGUGAAGCAAAACUUCUGGUAAGUUGUAUUCUGGGUCUCUGAAGUUGUAUUUUUUAUAUCAUUUAUUUUGUCUUUCAUGUCAGACUUUUAAUUUUACAUGUUUCUUCCUUCCUUUUCCACAAUUUCUGGUGAAGAUGCUGUAACCUUGCCACUAUUCUCGCAUUCAUUCUUCCCUCCAUUAAGUUGGCCAUGGUUUUGACAGCUUUUCUUACUCCUGGUUUGCUUCUUAUCCAGGACAUAUUUGGAAUUCCUUCUCUACUGAAACAUAAGUACUCAGUGGCUAAUAUAUGCCAUGUCAAUUUAAUUAUUUUCCCUGAUAUAUUUUAGGUUAGAGAUGGAGACUAAGGCUGGAAUUGAUGGGAAACAAAGUUAAAAUUUAUUGAAAUGUUAAAAUAGGCCAAUAUAAAUCAAAGUCCAACUUUUUUAUAGCCUUUGUUCUUCACUGUCUGCCUAAUGAACUCUUCCCUUUUUAAAAAUUUUUAUAAGCUACAGUCCCAUUUUCCCAAAAGAGUAAUGGAAAUUAUGGUAGAGAAAGCUGCAGAAACACAGCUCUAGUAAUCAUCUCUAGCAUUUUUCACUUUAAGUGGGAUGACUAUUCCAGCUUUGUUCACUCUACUACUGAUAUCUGAACAACUUUUUUGGUAAUCACUGAGACUACAUUAUGGUGGAGCCUACUCAAAGCCCUAAACUGAAGCUGUUUAGAAGGCAAGAGAUUUAUGCCACCACAAGUGGCUGGCUAAAUAAAAAGCUUUGUCAAGCAGAUUUGGGGAUGCAGCCAAACCCUUCUAUUGCUGUGGUUUGAACAGACAGCCUAACUUCCUCUAGACAGUAAGACCAUUAGCUUUUUCUGGGGCAGUGGAACAAGAAGGAAUACCUUGGGCCUUAGAGCUUACUCAGGUGAUAAUGCCAUAUUUAUAUCACUAGGGACGUUCCAUAGCUUAUCAAUAUAGUUGGCUGCAAAUUAGUAUACAUAGAUUUUAGAUGCUUCAACAGGUAGCAUCCAUACUUAAUAUGGUGACUUCCAAGGAUUUGGCCACCAAGGAAAGCUGUAAUUUAGGCUGGAUUUCACUGCCAGGGCUGGUUUUUUUUUUUUUUUUUUUUUUUUUUCAUUUUAUUCUUUAAUAUAAUAUGCCCUUCAUAAUACUGUGGAAAGUUUGCUUUAUCUGUUUGGGCUUUUGCAUAAAAGAACAAGAGGGAAGAAUACUUUGAAAAAUAUAUGUUAAAAUUUUGAUAUUGUAGUUGGUGCCCACAAAAGAAGUCAAAUGCAAACUGAUUUCUAGGCUUUCAAUCUUUUUUAAAUGCAGACGCUAAUUUAAAGUGAAAAAUACCUACUACGCAAGAGUAAACCUAAGUUAGGGCUCAAAUUUUAUUAUGUGCAAUAAAAAGUGUAAGUGAUGGUUAUGCAUGGUGUAACCAGCCUUACUUCUGUCUAAUUAUAGCAUCUCACAUUAGCAUUUCUUUUGCACUUUAUAUGUACAAAGUAGGCUGGCUGUUUGUAAAUGAUUAUGGCUGAAGACUCAGGCCUGCCCUGUGGUCAGUACUUCCCAGUAUUCCUAUCACCACAUGAAUACUCACAAAAGAGCAGGGUAAACCAGGUGCUACACUUCCCACAAGGUUAGGUGGAACAGGAAUAGCCACAUGAUACUUACCAACUAAAGGCUUCACUUUCCCUACAAACAAAACAGGCAAUAUAAAUUUUCUCUGUUCACAACAGCAGGCUCACUCACUACAAGGUUGGGGUUAUUGGUGGUACAAGUGUCCACUUGGACUUGGUUUUAUUUAUGCUAUUGAAGGGGUGGUGGUGAAUGGGACUGAUGCCUUUAUUACUACAAGUGUUGCUAUUUUCUAUUAUCUUAGGUUUCAUUUUGUAUAAUAAAUUGCUUUUUUUAA